GGCCCAACUGUUCCGUGCUGUCGUUCGGCAUCAGCUUCGACUUCAGCUUCGACGUCGGCAUGGAGGACCUGGACUGCACCGUCCACGCCUUUGACCCCACCAUGGGCUUCACCGGCUUCCGGACGUCGGAGAGCAUCCACUUCCACGGCGUCGGGAUCGGGGCGCAGGACGACUUCGGCGCCCGCUUCCCAGUCGCCAGCCUGGCUACCAUCAUUCAGCUGAUCCCGCUGCAGCAGGACAUCAUCGACUACGUGAAGCUGGACAUAGAGUGCAACGAGUGGGACGUGCUGCAGCAGCAGCUGACCUCCUCCGGGGACCUGCGGCGCGUGCGGCAGCUCACAAUCGAGUUUCACCUGUGGCAGUGGAAGCCGCAGCUGGACACUGAGGAGGGUUUGGCCCCCGAAGCUAGCAAUGUGACGGUGACGGCGGAGAACGCCGCCCGAUUCGUGACCGUACUGACCUCGCUGUGGGAAGCAGGCUUCAAGCUGGUGUACUCCGCACCGUACGGUCGGUGUUUUAGCUACAGCACAGGGUGCUUACCGUUUUUAUUCGAGACGCUCUGGAUAAAUGCAAACAUCAGCUAGUUUUCCAGGAUCAUUUUCAAGUGGCAUGCGCAUCACAUUUGUGGUGAAUUAAUUACUGAGCCGUGUAUAUUUUUCCAACUUUUGAUUCUCGAGUGGAUUACUGAAGGUGGUCAUGUGGUUCAUGAUCAUGAAUCAUGUGGUUCGAAGAAAGAUUUGGGUAUAUAUUCCGGACUGUAUGGAGCUUCACCUGACAUGAUAUUGGCGCUUACUCUUA
Messenger RNA from Pollicipes pollicipes, 798 nucleotides. RefSeq lists its product as uncharacterized. The transcript has a single exon. The coding region runs from base 60 to 584 and encodes 174 amino acids. The record is from RefSeq and is a predicted model, not a curated record. NCBI's taxonomy places the organism in Eukaryota, Metazoa, Arthropoda, Thecostraca, Pollicipedomorpha, Pollicipedidae.